Messenger RNA from Endocarpon pusillum Z07020, 2223 nucleotides. Its product is annotated as G2-specific protein kinase nimA. NCBI's taxonomy places the organism in Eukaryota, Fungi, Ascomycota, Eurotiomycetes, Verrucariales, Verrucariaceae. The coding region runs from base 1 to 2223 and encodes 740 amino acids. The record is from RefSeq and is a predicted model, not a curated record. The transcript is spliced from 4 exons. Gene Ontology annotation, biological process: protein phosphorylation. Gene Ontology annotation, molecular function: ATP binding; protein kinase activity.
AUGGCAACUGUCGCAGUUGAAAGUGAGAAGGAAAAGUACGAUGUGCUUGAGGUCAUUGGGAGAGGGGCCUUUGGUGUCAUUCGCAAAGUACGAAGAAAGUCGGACGGUCAUGUCCUCUGCCGGAAGGAGAUCAACUACCUCAAGAUGUCGGCGAAGGAGCGCGAACAGCUAUAUGCCGAAUUCUCUAUAUUGUCGACGCUCAAACACCCCAACAUCGUCGGCUAUUUCCAUCGAGAACAUCUGAAGAACAGCCAGGACCUGUACAUCUAUAUGGAAUACUGUGGUGGCGGAGACCUAGGGACAGUCAUCAAAAAUCUGAAGGCGACUGGCGAGUAUGCGACAGAGGAGUUCGUAUGGAGGAUAUUUGCACAGAUUGUCGCUGCCCUGUAUAGAUGUCAUUAUGGCAUCGAACCUCCCAGUCCAGGAAGUGACCUGUCGAGACAGAAAGAUCCUCGUGCUGGACUGAAGACAAAGAGCCAGUCCGUCAUGAUCCUUCAUCGAGACCUGAAGCCGGAAAACAUUUUUCUGGGAGAAGAUCAAUCAGUCAAGCUUGGUGACUUCGGCCUUUCUAAGCUCAUGCAAUCGCAUGACUUUGCUUCCACGUAUGUCGGCACGCCCUUCUACAUGUCGCCUGAGAUCUGUCAAGCCGAAACAUACAACAUGCGGUCUGACAUUUGGUCUCUUGGAUGUAUCAUGUACGAACUCUGUACGAAAGAACCUCCCUUUAACGCCAAGACACACAUUCAACUUGCGCAGAACAUUCGGAAAGGGGUGUACAAAGAACUGCCAUCAAUGUAUUCCAAGGAGCUCCAGAACGUUAUCGCAAGCUGUUUAAAGGUCAAUCCAAAGUUCCGUCCCGACGCCGCCUCCCUACUUACCGUUCCAUAUGUCUGGAUCGCACGAAAAGGACUUGAAAUGGUUGAAACGGGCAAAGUCUUGAAGACCCGAGAGGAGCUUGCAACGCAGAAGUUACAGCAGGCAGAAGAGAGGCUUGCAUCAUUAGAUCGAGAGCGAGAAGCAAUGCGGCAACAGAUUGAGGACACCCUGAGACGAGAAUGGGAAGUCAAAGCCCGACUUGAGAUUGAUCACCAGAUUGAGCUUGGCUUAGAUCGGUUGCAGAAGAAAUUCGACAAGGAGGUCAACGAGAAAGCACGAGAAAUAGCAAGAACCAUGCCACGAUCCACGGAGCAGCGAGCUCUGCAAGACCUACAGAAUCCACCAUCGUCUGGCAACAAAGAGAAAAUUGCCCCUCCAUCCUCCAUGUCAGCGUCAGGCGAGGAAGACUUUCCAUCUACCACAGACCUUACUGAUCUCAGCUCUCUGUCGCUAGAGUCGCCCAGAACUUCAACAGACAAGCCUCCAGGCCCAAGAAAGUCUACGAAGACGCCCUUCAGCAGAUCGAAGACCACCCUCGACUCUCCUGCUGACAUACAGAUGGCUGAGCCGUCGCCCAUGUCGAUUUCUUCUUUAGCAUUAUCCCCACGACGCAACGCAGCAGCUCAAGCAGCCGCAACAGCCGCCAGCAAGAACAUCUUUACCGAAGCAGCUAGGCAGAAAGCAACAGACAAAUGGGAGCCUACCUUGGCAUAUGAUUCAGAUGAUGACGAUGACAUACCUGAGCUUCCCUCACCUACAAGACCGAAAGUGCACGCUCGAGAUCCCUUCAAGGCACCUGCCAGACCGGGCAUUAUGCGACAAGCCACAACAGCAACGAUGCAAAAGCUCACCACUCAACCGACUCUUUUCCCUACAGCAACAGCAGCAAAAGCAGCAACAGGAAGUAGCAUACCACGAACGGUGACGGAACCAGAGGGGCGCCCUCUAGGCCUCGCACGAAGUCCCUCCAACAGUAACCGACGCCUAAGCAAGCUCCCAAGCUUCAACAAUCUAGCUGCUGGCGACAGCGGUAGUCCAACCCGAAAACCUCCAUCUCAGCUCCCCUCGAAGAUCGGCGCCCUACCCAGCAAGCAAGCCAAGGAAGGAGGCGAGGAGAUGGUGAAAGCGGUCUUAGCACGAAACAUGAAUGUUGGGACGGGGAGAACAUUGGUAGAGCUUGCUCAGGCUAGGGCGGGAGGGAGACCACUCAGUGUGGAUAUGGGGAAGGGGUUCAGAGUUGGGGUGGAUAGGGAGAGGAUGGAGAGGGAACUACCGCCUGUGCCGAUUUGGGAUCCGGAGAGGGAUGAGAUGCCGAGUCCGUUUUUAUCGAGGACGAAGAGGAUGUGA